Messenger RNA from Vicia faba (fava bean), 3330 nucleotides. Lineage: Eukaryota; Viridiplantae; Streptophyta; Magnoliopsida; Fabales; Fabaceae. The record is from the annotation of a GenBank genome assembly.
AUGGCUGAGGCUGUGCUUGAAAUCGUGCUUCACAAUUUGAACUCACUCAUUCAAAAAGAGCUUGGCUUAUUUCUUAGUUUCGGUAGUAAAUUAGAAAGUCUUUCCAGCUUGCUAACUACAAUCAAGGCUACUCUUGAAGAUGCUGAGGAGAAACAAUUCACUGACAGAGCUAUCAAGGAUUGGCUGCUCAAGCUCAAAGAUACUGCUCACAUCCUCGACAACAUCUUGGACGAGUGUGCCACUCAUGUGCUGGAGAUGGAGUCUAAAGGACUGUCACACAAGGUACAAAGCUCUUUCUUAUUCUCUUUUCAUCCAAAGCAUGUCGCUUUCCGUUACAAAAUUGCUAAGAAAAUGAAGAACAUAAGAGAGAGGUUAGAUGAAAUCGCUGAAGAAAGGACCAAAUUUCAUUUGACUAAGAUUGUUAGAGAGAAGAGAAGUGGAGUCCUUGACUGGCGCCAAACAACUUCAAUCAUUACUCAACCUCAAGUCUACGGAAGAGAUGAAGAUAAGGAUAGAAUUAUAGACUUUUUGGUCGGUGAUGCUUCUAGUGUUGAGGAUUUAUCUGUUUGUCCAAUAGUUGGUCUUGGUGGACUUGGAAAAACAACACUUGCCCAACUUAUCUUCAAUCAUGAGAAGAUAGUCAGUCAUUUUGAGCAGAGAAUCUGGGUAUGUGUCUCAGAAGAUUUUAGUUUGAAGAGAAUGACAAAAGCCAUCAUAGAAUCAGCAACUGGCCAUGCUUGUGCAGAAUUAGAUCUAGAGCCAUUACAAAGAAAACUUCAAGAUUUUCUAAAAGGAAAAAGGUACUUGCUAGUGCUGGAUGAUGUAUGGGAUGAUGAACAAGAGAACUGGCAGAGGUUGAAAUCUGUAUUGGCAUGUGGGGGAAAAGGCACAUCAAUUUUGGUCACCACUCGUCUUCUAAAGGUUGCAGCAAUCAUAGGAACAAUACCCCCUCAUGAUUUAUCAAUUCUAUCAGACACCGAUUGUUGGGAAUUGUUGAAGCAAAGAGCCUUUGGACCAAAUGAGGAAGAGAGGGAAGAACUUGUGGUCAUAGGAAAGGAGAUAGUAAAGAAGUGUGGGGGAGUGCCUCUUGCGGCAAUGGCAUUAGGAAGUUUCUUGCGAUUCAAAAGAGAGAAAAUAGAGUGGCUCAAUGUCAAGGAAAGCAAGCUAUGGAAUAUACAAGGUGAAGAUCAUGUCAUGUCAGCCUUAAGAUUAAGCUACUUGAAUUUGCCGGUAAAAUUGAGACCUUGUUUUGCCUUGUGCGCACUGUUUCCCAAAGAUGAAAAAAUAAACAAGAAGUUUUUGAUUGAACUUUGGAUGGCUAAUGGUUUCAUUUCAUCCAAUGCAAUGCUGGAAGCAGAAGAUAUCGGCAAUGAGGUGUGGAAUGAGUUAUAUUGGAGAUCAUUUUUUCAAGAUAUAGAGAAAGAUGAUGUUGGUGAAAUUGAAAAAUUUAAAAUUCACGACCUUGUUCAUGAUCUUGCUCAAUCUAUUGCAGAAGAGGUUAGUUGUUGCAUUACAGAACCCAGCCUAUCUAAAAGAAUCCACCACCUCGCAACUUAUAGUUGGGAAUCAUCGAGGUUAGUCAGUUCAAUACAAUUACAUGAGAUCAUAUCAUUGAAGACUCUUAUAAUUUGUCGAUCCAAUUGUUCACUACCUCGUGUACUAAAAUGUUAUUCUUUACGAGUACUUCAUUUCCAAAAUAUGAAAGAGUUGCCAUCUCAGAUUUUUCAUUUGAAACAUCUAAGAUACUUGAAUCUUUCUUGGGGAAAAUUCAAAACUCUUCCAGAAUCCUUAUGCAAGUUAUGGAAUUUGCAGAUUUUAAAGUUAGAUUAUUGUUUAAGCCUCCAAAGAUUGCCUUAUAGGUUGGUAGAGUUGAAAGCUCUACAACAUCUAUCUUUAGAGGGCUGUUACUCACUAUCUAGCUUGCCUCCGCAUGUAAAGAAAUUGGCUUCCCUAAAAACUUUAACCACGUAUGUAGUUGGCAAGAAAAAAGGGUUUCUUUUGGCAGAACUAGGACAAAUGAACCUUAAAGGAACCCUUUGCAUUACACAUUUGGAGAGAGUUAUAAGCGUGGUGAAUGCCAAAGAAGCUAAUAUGUUGAGAAAGCACCUGAAUAAUCUGGAAUUGUCAUGGGAGAGAAAUGAAGAUUCUCAAUUACAAGAAAAUGUUGAGGAGAUUCUUGAAGUGCUUCAACCUCAAACCCAACAACUUCAAAGGAUGACAGUGAGAGGAUAUACAGGGGCCUAUUUCCCACGAUGGAUGUCUAGUUCCUCUCUAAAUAUUUUAACUAGUCUAUAUCUUGUGAAUUGCCAAAGUUGUUUACACCUUCCACACUUAGGGAAACUUCCUUCUCUAAAGAAACUAUCAGUAUCUAAAAUGAGUCACGUAAAAUACCUAUAUGAAGAAUCAUCCAAUGGUGGAGUUGCAGGAGGUUUCACAAAACUAGAAUAUUUGAGACUGGAUGAGUUGCCGAACCUGGUAAGGUUAUCAAGGGAGGAUAGAGAUAACAUGUUUCUAUGCCUUUCAACACUUACAAUUAUUGAAUGUCCUACAUUGUUGGAAUUGCCUUGCCUUCCAUCUCUCGGUUAUUUGCUUGUACAAGGGAAAUGCAGCCAACAUGUACUAAGUUCAAUUCGUAAACAUCAUACUCUUGAAGUCCUUUGUUUCAGAAAUAAUGAAGAGCUAAGUUUCUUUCCAGAUGGGAUGCUAAGAAACCUCACUUCUCUAAAAAAAAUUGAGAUUGUUGGCCUUUCUAAGUUUGAGCAACUCCCAACUGAAAUCAAUAAUAAUAAUUCUAUCCAAGAGAUAAAUAUCGAUGGUUGCAAGAACCUCAAGUCAUUGCCAGAUGAACUAAUACCCGGGUUGCACUCUCUGAAGAGAUUGAGCAUUGCAAGAUGUCAAAAGUUCAAUCUCUCAGAAAGUUUUCAAUAUCUCACUUGUCUUGAGAAAUUGAUAAUCCAAAGUUGCCCAGAAAUAGAAGGCUUGCAUGAGGCAUUACAACAUAUGACUGCUCUUCAAUUUUUGAAAUUGGGUAAUCUUCCAAACCUAACAUCCCUACCAGACUGGUUAGGAAACCUAAGCUUGCUUCACGGUUUGGAGAUUUGUAAUUGUCCAAAGCUGACAUGUCUUCCCACGAGUAUUCAACGCCUUACUAGUCUGACAAGUUUGAAUAUUUGCAAUUGCAGUGAGUUAGGGAAACGAUGUAAAGAAAACACGGGCGAGGAUUGGCAUAAAAUAUCUCACAUUCAAUUCAUUCAUGUUCAAAACCCUAGAAUACACUUCCGAGGAGGAGGAUCACAUGAAUGUUGUUCGUAUAGUUAUCUUCAGUCCUAG